Podarcis raffonei (Aeolian wall lizard) is the source of this 7614-nucleotide messenger RNA. RefSeq names its product DiGeorge syndrome critical region gene 2 (gene DGCR2). The coding region runs from base 271 to 1932 and encodes 553 amino acids. Gene Ontology annotation, molecular function: protein binding. The record is from RefSeq and is a predicted model, not a curated record. Lineage: Eukaryota; Metazoa; Chordata; Lepidosauria; Squamata; Lacertidae. Gene Ontology annotation, cellular component: membrane. The transcript is spliced from 11 exons.
GCCUCAGGAGGAGCAGGGGAGACGCGGCCGCCAUCUUGUGCGUGCAGCGAUAGCCAGUCAGCCGAGCCAGGCGGGCUGAACGGCCCCCGUGCCUUGGCGAGCUCUCCGGAUUGCUCCCCCUCCCCGCCUCCCGCUUCGCUCCCGGGGCUGUGACGGAGAAGCGGAGGCCGCCUCCGCCUCCUUUUGUUUUUAUUUUUCCUUUCCCCUCACCGCCCCCCUCCCGCGGGGGGGUUUACGUUGCUGCGCUGGGGGAGGAUGAACGGAGGAUAAAUGGUGCCCAAGGCAGACAGCGGCACCUUCCUCCUCCUCUUCCUCCUGGUACUUAGCAUCACCGAGCCGUUGCGGCCAGGUGCAAGACUAGCUCUGGCAAGACUUCUUUCAGAACUGCGCUGCAUCCCAGGGCAAUUCGCUUGUCGCAGUGGCUCCAUCCAGUGCAUCCCAUUGAACUGGCAGUGUGAUGGAUGGCCCACCUGUGAGGAUGAGAGUGAUGAAGUUGACUGCCCAAAUUUUACUGGGGACCAGCGCACUUACCACGGGAAGGAUAAUGCGGAUUCCAGGCACAAUCGCGGAAGAGGAGGGGACACGACCCGCUUCCACACCGUCAAUGUGGCACAGCCAGUGCGGUUCAGCAGGAAGUGCCCGUCAGAAUGGCAUCACUACGAGGGCACGGCUAGCUGCUACAGAGUAUACUUAAGUGGCGAGAACUACUGGGACGCCGUCCAGACCUGUCAGAGGGUGAAUGGAUCCCUGGCCACUUUUACAACUGACCAGGAGCUCAAGUUUAUCUUGCAGCAGGAGUGGGACUCGCAAGAUAAAGCCUUUGGGAGGAAAGACCAGAGUAGGUUCUGGGUCGGAUACCAGUAUGUCAUCACAAACCGAAAUCAUUCUCUGGAAGGUCACUGGGAGGUUGCUUACAAAGGUUCAUCAGAAGUAUUUUUGCCCCCUAACCCUACCUUCAGUACGUCCGUGUCGGAAAACGAAAACAUCCUUUGCGCCCAGUUCCAAUGUUCCCACUUCCCGACCCUGCGGCACCGCGGUUUUCACAGCUGGUAUGCUGAAAACUGCUAUGAGAAGUCUUCAUUCCUCUGCAAAAGAAGCCAAACCUGUGUAGAUAUAAAAGACAACAUUGUUGAUGAAGGCUACUAUUUCACCCCGAAAGGAGAUGACCCCUGUCUGAGUUGCACGUGCCACAAUGGCGAGCCAGAGAUGUGCGUGGCGGCCCUAUGUGAGCGGCCUCAGGGCUGCCAGCAGUAUCGGAAGGACCCCAAGGAGUGCUGCAAGUUUACUUGUUUAGAUCCUGACGGCAACAGUUUGUUCGACUCCAUGGCGAGUGGCAUGCGCCUUAUCGUGAGCUGCAUCUCCUCCUUCCUGAUCUUGUCCCUGCUCCUCUUCAUGGUCCAUCGGCUACGGCAGCGGCGCAGGGAGCGCAUUGAGUCUCUGAUCGGAGCAAACCUGCACCACUUCAACUUGGGUCGCAGGAUGCCUGGUUUCGAUUACGGCCCCGAUGGCUUUGGGACUGGACUCACGCCGCUCCACCUUUCCGAUGACGGGGAAGGUGGGGCGUUUCAUUUCCACGACCCUCCUCCUCCCUACACAGCGUACAAAUACCCAGAUAUCCAGCAUCCCGAUGACCCACCUCCGCCGUAUGAAGCUUCCAUUAACCCAGACAGCAUUCUUUGUUCUCCCCCAGGUGGAAUCCAUUCCCAGACAGGCCAGAGCAACCAGCUGUCCCUCGGAAACGGCGACGCAUCUCCGCCGCUGACAGAGGAAUCUCUUCCUCCUUCGGUCGGCCCUUCUCCAGCAGAGCUGGAAGACUCUGUUGACAGCAGCACCCUGCUCGUACCUCCCGACACGCCCUUAAGUGAAAGCCCGCCGGCAGAGACACUUUCAGGCAGCCUCCACAGUCACUGUUCUCUGAAUACCAUUGUAUAAAGGAAAAAUUGGGGGGGGGGGCGGGAGGGGAUUGGAAAAAAAGAAAUCUUACUGCCGGUCAGAAAUAAAUUUUUGAGCAACUGUUUGCACACCAGAUGUACAGACGGACACUAAUGGACCGAACUUCAGAAAUAAGCUCCGCUCCUUGUUUCUCUUUUCUUUCUUUUUCUCUUAUUUAGGACACUACUUUUAUGUUCUAGGAAAUCAUGCGUCUUGGCUGUUGCUGUCAUUUUCUAGCCUGGUUGGGUUGCCCUCUUUAAAUUUUAUUUUAUUUUUGUUUUUAAAAAAAGGAUUAUGGAAGCUGCACCUUUCUCACUAAUGGUGGGAAGAAUGCAGAGGAUGUUCUUUUUUAUUUUUCUUGAACAACAGCAUCCCAACUCUUUGUUCGCAAGGAGGAAGAAAAAGCACGGAUAGCUUUUUGUCGCCUGGCCUCUUUCCACCUCCCUUGUGAAUCACGGGAAACCGCGAGCUGUACAUUGGAUGGAGACGUUUCUUGAAUUUUGUGGGGACGGGGCUACAGGAGCUUGGAAACUCAGAAGCGGUUACAGAGAGCCUGCCUGCUGGAGAAUCUCUUUUGUCGCCCUGAAACGCUCCCCGGCCGCAACUCAGACCUUUCCUCCUUGAGCACAGAAGAUUGGAUUUUGGUGCUGCUUGUUGGGUGUCCCUUUGAACAGAAGGCAGAACCACAACCCCAUCACCCUCCUGGCAGAUAGAAACAUGAGCCAAAGACAAGAGAGGCAGGUGGACGUGGAUAUUCAGCUUUUGAUUGUCAUGUUCCUUUCAACACUGCCUUGGAGGACGGACUGCGAGGUUUAAAAAAGGGUUUGAUGGAUACUUACUUGGCUGUUUCCUCAACGUAGCGCAGUGAGAUCCAAAUGUUUGCGGGCGGGGGGGGCAAAGGGGAGGGUUUGCAAAAAUUUGCUUCCUUCUCUGUGAAACUGCAAGUCCUGUACAGCGGCUCUUUUAAACUCUGUGACCCGCAAUGCAAUGGCUUCUAACAGGCAUUGUGCAUUUUUAAGGUUCUGGGUUUGGGGGAUGAAAUGGUGCCGGUAACUCCAUAAAGCUUCAAUGAAUUGGUCCAGUGUCAUCAGGUUUCCCGCCCCCCCUACUCAUAUUUAAUUCUGGGUUUUCAUUAGAAUUACUUAGAUCAAUGUUAAUUUUACACCACUGGGGGGUUGAUCAUUGAAGCCUUAAAGGAUCAUUAAAAAAAUUAGGCAACCCUAGAGAACAAUAGCAGGCUUUUUGGGUGAGGGUGGAGUUUAGCACAGCAGUAAAUAUUGCGUCCGAGCAAUAGCCACUGUUGUCAUAAGUGGGAUUGGGAUUGAAAGAGUCACUAGGCAGGUGGCUGGGUUUCUUCUUUCCUUUUUUCCCCUCCCCACCGUCCUCUUUGGUCCCCGGCACUUGACAAAAGCCGUCGCCAGUGAACGUUGCUGGAAUUCAUGACGAACCCGGUUCGGAAGAUGCGUUUUGUACAGUUUAGGUCAUGACGCGCAGGGUGUUAUUCUCCCCUGAGCAGUUUUGUCUCCAGUUUGAAAGGCAAGGUGCGUUGCGUUCCAGAGAGCUUGUAAAUAGCGAGGAGGUUUCUGAAUUGAGCCGAGAGGACGCCUCUCGUCGCUAGCUAGUUUCCUUUUGGAGAGGCUGGCCAGGCGAGGAGGUGGUAAUCUCCAUCUUUUCACUGAUGUGUUCCUCUUACCUUAUGAAAGGCAGGAAGCCUAGAGGGACAGGAAAGGAACAUGGAGUGUGUGUGUGUGUGUGUGUGUGUGUGUGUGUGUGUGUGAGAGAGAGAGAGAGAGAGAGAGAGAGAGAGAGCGCGCGCGCGCUACUUUCCCACUUGCUGACCAGGCUAGUUCAGGCCCCAGCUUGUCAGGGUGCCUUUCCAUUUCGCCUGCAUUGCAUUGGGUGUAUUCCCAUAUGCAAUAUUUUGCAGGGGUCUUUUCUAUUUUUCUACACUAGGAUUUGUGAUAGUAACCACCACGUGGGCUGUGUUUAAAGGAAGAGGGCAGGCUUCAUUACGCAGAAGGUCCCAAUCCCCGACAUCUCCGGGUAGGGCUGGGGGAAAGGAGCCCUCUCUGAAUCCCCGGAGAGCUGCUUGCCCGUCGGGAGCUGAUGGUACCCACUCGGCAAGCCAUUUGCCCGAGUCUGUAUAGGGCAGCUGCGAAGAGCCCCUGAAAACAAUCAGCACAAGCCGAUGGAAGACAAUUUGCAGCGCGGCAAUCACGGUCCUGUCCAAGCAUGUUAGAUAAUCAUUGAUAAGAGGAUCCCCUUUCCUCGACGAGCGUUGCAGACACAGCCCUUCUGGCGGCAUAGGAUAGGCUCAUACAGUUACCCUCCUUCAGAGCACAGAAGUGCUCUGUGGAGUUGUCCCGGGGGGGUGUGGUGUGAAACUGCAAGGAAACCCGUCUUGUAAUAGGAUUUUGUGUAACAAGCAUUGAUAGGUUGGCGGAACGGGUCCCCCCUCUCCUCCCUGUGGUGGCCGAGCCAGACCCGACGGCUACUGCAAAGCCCGGCUUCAAAUGUGAUGUCCUCUGAAUGGUUGCAGAAGUUGCCUCGCAGCCGAGGGAAAUCUGGUUCCUGGAUUUCUUGCACCCACACACCCAGGAUGUAGUGCAGGACAAGAGGGAGUCCUCCUUUAUUGAGAGGACUUGCAGCUCCUUCUGCCUCUCGGCUGCGAGUCCGGGUGUAGCUGGACUGUUGUGGCCACAGGUACGUGUUCUGAGUUGGAUGGUGCUGAGCGUUUCUGAAGUAUGAGAAAUAAAAGCGGGUUUUGUGCGUUUUUUAGCACACUCAUAAGUUUUAUACAUUGUAUGUACUGGCUUCUUGAGUUUUGUACGUGUGUGAGAGUGAGUGUUCAGGGUGCUGAGUAUACCUGCAUGUUCUGCCGCUUGCGAUCUUAAGCAAAGCAAAGCAGAGUAGCAUGAGAUAGGAACUGGUUCUCCCCAGGCUGCAGAGCUGGCCCUUGGAUUCGUUCUGCAGCAGGUGGGUCUGGGCCUAAGAGCGAAGUAAGACGCCCAGUCCCUGAAGUCCUUCAAUAUCAGAGCUCAGCUCGGUUAACCCAAGCGUUUGAACUGAUCGUCACAUGCAGCCAGUCCUCAGUGUGUUAUUGCUCGGAACUGCCCAUGCUUUGCAGUGGGUCAGUGGAAGGUAAUACUGUACAGUCAUACCUCGGGUUAAAUAUGCUUCAGGUUGAGUGUUUUCAGGUUAUGCUCCGCGGUGACCUGGAAGUAAUGGAAUGCGUUACUUCCGGGUUUCGCCGCAUUCGCAGACGCUCAAAAUGACGUCACGCAGAAGCGGCGAAACGCGACCCACGCACGCGCAGUCGCGUGUUACAUUCUACUCAGGAUGCAAAUGGGGCUCCGGAAUGGAUUUCGUUCGCAUCCAGAGGUACCACUGUACACAAAGCUAUUAAGAGUGUCCCUUUGAAGGCUUCUGUCCCUUUCCCAAGCGCCAGUGUUUAUUUGUUCUAUUAGCCUGUGGAGAUCUUUUAAUUUUCUUCCUGCGUUGCUUCUCGGGGCAUUGCCAGAAAGACUAGCCUGGAGAGCAGAAGACUGAGAGGGUGAGAUGAGAGCCACCUUCAAAUAUCUGAAGGGCUGGCACAUGGAAGAUGGAGCGAGCUUGUUUUUCUGCUUCUCCGGAGAGGACUCGAACUGAUGGAUUCAAAUGGCAGGAAAGGAGAUUCUGGCGGAACGUUAGGAGGAACUUUCUAAGGAUGAGAUCUGACAGGGGAACAGAUUGCCUUGGGAGAUGAAGCAGAGGUUGGAGGGAUUCUUUAGCUGUGAUUCCUGCAUUGCAGGGGGUUGGACUAGAUGACCCUUGGGGUACCUUCCAACUGCAGUUCUAUAAGGCCUAAUGCAGGUGCCAUAGUUAACUGCAGAACCAAUUUGCAAUGCUCAUCAGUAGUUCUUGUCUUGGGGUACAUGCCCCCCCCCCCCGGCACUAUAGGCUCCUGCAUCUUGCAAAUAGCCCAAUUGUUUCCCCCUCUCUGUCUAUUUUUAAUACUGUUUUGCCCCAUUUUUUUAAAAAAGCCGAUAUCAGCAGUAAAGGUUCUGCAUAUCUUUCCACAGAUGUCUGAUUGAGGCUAUUGAUCUUUAACUCGGAUAUCAGAGCAUAAAUGUCUUUAGCGGUUAAUCUUGUAGCCACAGGUUCCAUGUUGACCAAUUGCUUGGGAGUGGUGCAGGAUGAAGAGCAGAAACAAACAAACCGACAACAAACCUUUUAAAAGCCAAACUCUUAAUUUGAGACAAAUAGGCCCCUGCUAUGAAUUUCAGUUUAUUAAAACAAAGUCUAUUUUGGGGUUUUGUUUUGUUUUUUUUGCUAUUGAAAUGACACAUCCCUCUGCUUACAAGAUGCCCUUUGCAAACCCUCUUGGGCGUGCGGUUUGUGCACGAAGGUAUUUUUGUGUGUGUGUGUCUCUCCCCUCCCCCCAAUUCAACGUACACAAAACAAUAGUCUUACUUUGGUCUGGAGGGAAGAAACUUCUCAUCGGUUCUGGGGACCCAGACGUCGUUCUUCAAACAUUGCAUGUUUGGACAUAGGCUUGGUUGACUUCCAGUUCAUGUCUCCUCCCACCCCCAGAUGUGGGUCUUGUGUUUGAAAGGGAUGAUUGUGUUGGGUUUCUGUACAUACCGCUCCCAGUACAGCGAGCAGGGAAGGCAGACUCCCGGAAACCUUUGCCGCACAGUGUCAAUUUCAACAGGCCGGCAUGCGGUUGUGGAGAUGGGGAAGAGAGACAGGAAAGAGCACUUAAUAGACUGCGUGCCCUUGGCCAAAUUAAACCCCAGCUAACGUGAAAAAGUGAAGGCAAGCCAGCAGCAGCAGAUGGGUUCAGAGGUGGUUUCCAUUCCCCAGUUUUAAGGGGAUUUUUCUUCGUAGGCACGAAGAGCCAGUUCACACUGGCUGAAUUCCAGCCCCUCUCAUCUUUUUAUGAUGGGGAAACACCAAGGGGGAGGUCUCUAACUCUGGGUAGACCCAAGGUUUGCUUGUGAAAGAUCCAAGACUCAUCCCCUGACAGCUCCAGGUUGCAUUAUGGAAAACUCCAGAGAGCUGCUGCCAGUCAGUGUAGACGGCAGGUGGGAAUCCUGUGGUCUCAACAGGAGUUGGGCUCCAUGAACAUCUGGAGAUCCUCAGGUCCUUUUCUCCCUCUCCACCUCCCCCAGUGUAGACAAUUUGUGAGCCAGACGGACCAAUGAUUUGACGCAGCGCAAGGAAGCUUUCUGUGUUCAAAUCUCUUAAUUGCCACGCUUCUUUUUCUGACGGCUGGAUGCUAGACUUGCUGUUUGCUUGGGACAUGCAUACAAGGCGACAAAUGAGACACUUGCUUAUUAGCUUCUCGAAAAUCACUUUUAGCCAAGGCUGUGUGUCUGCAGGACUCCCCCCACCCCGUGUUGUUGAUUUGUGAUUGGAUGUCCCUGUGGCUGUGUGUGCGUGUGUGUGCGUGUUAAAUAAUAAAAAAAGAGAUUUUGAUAUUCCAUGAAAAUACUAUGUAGAAAAGAAAUUUGAUACUGUAAUAGUUCGGUCCCUGUGACAUUUUUUUUAAGUUUUAAUGUUUUGAUUUAUUAUUAUUAUUAUUUUAUUUUUUAGGAGAAAAAGAGGGUGGGAUGGGAUGACACUAAUCUUUUAUUUUUCUCAAGAUGCUGUGAGAGACAUUUCAUCCAAAUGCCAAAUAAAUCGUGUUCUGUAAAGAGG